CGACUCAGGUCAAUGAAAUGUUUAAAUGACAAGUUUUGAUACUCAAAGCGCUUUGCACAUGCUGAUUAACAACAGAGGGAGGCAAAAUUCGAUGAUAACAAAACCAUUUUGGUUCUUCAAUUUCAACACCUCACUAAGCUGAUAUAAUCUGGGAAGCGCACACAGCCAGCACAAGAAACCUAACUUACCUGCUCCUAGACUUUCAGAUGGCAGAAGAGGGCGCCACUGAUGAUGUUGACAGUACUGAGUCUCUGGGAGAUAGUGAGGAGGCAAUAGUUAAAAUGUACGAGGAGAUGUUUGCCGACCGGUAUUCCGCAACGGAUGACAGCUACCAGGAUGUUCUUCAGUCCACUAAACCUCCUCCCCCGUGUGUGAAGAACUGGUUCCCGAAACAGAAUCGAAACUUCGACCGCAAUAGAGGAGGAGGUGGAAGAGGGUAUCACCAGCGUGGUAACUAUGGUAACAGAAACUACGGUAACCAGCAACAUGGUAGAUAUGAAAAUGACAGACACUCUGAAGGCCAUAGAGACCAAGGUCGUUAUGGCCACCACCAAGGUCAUGGUCAACACAGACAUGAUCGGAGAUACCAACCCUACUAAAGAUUGUGUCUGUGAUGUCGAGGAUCAUACAACUUUUGUGUUCGGUUCAUCGUGUGAUGUUCACUGUGUUGAUAAUUUCGAAACUCAAGAUUCUCCUACCCAUUUAUCACCAUUCAUUUCCACAUUGUUUUGUGUUGCACAAGUAGAUCUUGGUUCAGUUCAUGAUUUUGACGUCAUUUUGGGGUUUCUUACCCAUGAUGAUUUUGAUGUCAUUUUGGGGUUUCUUACCCAUGAUGAUUUUGGGUUCUCAAAAUUAUCUAAUGCAAAGUUUAGUCUGAAAAUAUUGUCAUUAAAUGUGCAAUAAGAUUAAACAUAACCCAUUUGAAA
Messenger RNA from Mizuhopecten yessoensis (Yesso scallop), 926 nucleotides. RefSeq names its product RNMT-activating mini protein-like. Gene Ontology annotation, biological process: RNA 5'-cap (guanine-N7)-methylation. The record is from RefSeq and is a predicted model, not a curated record. The coding region runs from base 207 to 599 and encodes 130 amino acids. Gene Ontology annotation, molecular function: RNA binding. The transcript is spliced from 4 exons. NCBI's taxonomy places the organism in Eukaryota, Metazoa, Mollusca, Bivalvia, Pectinida, Pectinidae.